Messenger RNA from Ochlerotatus camptorhynchus, 3053 nucleotides. RefSeq names its product Ras-associated protein 2-like (gene Rap2l). Bases 664 to 1212 code for a protein of 182 amino acids. Gene Ontology annotation, biological process: Rap protein signal transduction; negative regulation of cell migration. The record is from RefSeq and is a predicted model, not a curated record. NCBI's taxonomy places the organism in Eukaryota, Metazoa, Arthropoda, Insecta, Diptera, Culicidae. Gene Ontology annotation, cellular component: plasma membrane. Gene Ontology annotation, molecular function: GDP binding; GTP binding; GTPase activity. The transcript has 5 exons.
GUUAGUGCGAGUUUUACCGUCGUCGGUGCUGUUUGUGCAGGCAGUGUCUCGUUAGAAUAACUAUUAACCCUAGAUCCUUCUGGCGUUUCGAAACAGUUUUUCUUGUUUGGUGCGGGCUGUGUUUCUCUUACAGCAAAAGUAGUAUUUUUUUUAUGUCUGUGGAAAGUUUUUUGGUGCAUAUCAAAGUUGGCCUAUCAUCGUCGUUCGGUCUCGCGGUGAUUGGUGCAUCUGGUGAAGCAAGGCCUACUACCUACUCCUCCGCGCAAAGUGUGAAACUGGGCUGUGCAAGUCGAAGAGUGUGUUGAAGAAAAAGGAGCUGUUCUUGUGGGCUGCUGCGAUCUGCUAUAGAGUGAGCAACGAGUGGGAAUUGUUGCUUGUGUUUGUGUUUUUUUUUUAUGUGAAGAAAAUCAGAAAAGCAUAAAAGCGUGGAAAGUUUACUGAAAUUUUCGCUCCAGCCGCGCUGUGCGAGUCGAAGUGUUUGUGUGUGUUUUGUUAUUAUUAUCAUCGUCAUUUUUUUUUAAUCCGUCUGAGCGAUCAACGAGAUCGACUCGAGCAGUUGAGCGCGCCCGUUCGUUGGCCGGUGCGAAGGAAGUGAAGGGAAGGAGCGAGUGAGCCAGCAAAGCGAGUCACCAGUCAGAGCCCUGCGGCAAUCGAAGCAGCAAAAUGCGCGAAUUCAAGGUCGUUGUACUGGGCUCCGGUGGAGUUGGCAAAUCGGCCCUCACCGUGCAGUUCGUGUCCGGUUGCUUCAUCGAAAAGUACGACCCGACGAUCGAGGAUUUCUAUCGGAAAGAAAUUGAGGUGGACAACUCGCCCUGCGUGCUAGAAAUCUUGGACACUGCCGGCACCGAACAGUUUGCAUCGAUGCGGGAUCUGUACAUUAAGAACGGUCACGGCUUUAUCGUCAUGUACUCGCUAACGAAUCACCAGACAUUUCAGGACAUCUCCAGUAUGCGAAAUGUGAUCAGUCGUGUGAAAGGUAGUCAGCCAGCACCAAUCCUCCUAGUCGCCAAUAAACUAGAUUUAGAUUGCCAAAGAGAAGUUUCGACAGCCGAAGGAAGCGCCCUCGCCGAGCUGUGGGACUGUCCGUUCAUCGAAGCCUCCGCCAAGGACCGAAUCAACGUGAACGAAGUGUUCGCCACCGUCGUCCGGGAAAUGAACAUGACCUCCGAGAAGCGCCAGAAGAAGAGUUACUGCUGUUGUACAUUAUUAUAGAAGUGGCAUUAAAGGCGUAAUUUUAACCAAAACCCCACUCCCACCACCUCCACCACCUUCACCUCAUUCCCCAAAAACGCAAACAGUCCAAACCCCCUUCCCCCCUACCUCCCGUCGUCUUUAAUUCGUAAAUAUAAUUAAUUAAUUGUAAUGGUAAAUCAAUUUUUGCAAACGGAAGGGCCAGAGCGGACAGAAGCCGGAAAAUCGAUCUAUCAGCUCGGUUAGGCAGGUGAAUUCGCGGUUUUCGUUUUCAUAUCUUAAAAGAAAAUGAAAUCCGAUUGCAGUUGAGCAAUUAUGGCUGGCGAAAAAAAAGAACGGUUUGAGCAAGAAAAAAACUAAAUCCUGGAAAACAAACUGGAAAUUAUAUACAUAUUAAAUGUAAUGAUAAUAAUUAAUGGUAACUUAAAAUGUACACCGAUUGCGGUUAGGGAUAAACGAAAAAAAAAUGGAAACAGUGAGAGAGCGAGAGCGCGCGAAUGCGAAAUGGGAAGUGAACGGAAGAGCGGAAGGAUUUUCUUUUUUUAUUAAGAUGGAUGUACAAUAAAUGGAAAGGGAAAAUGAAACCACAAGAAUCAAGGGAAGCCAGAAAGGAUUGUGAAGCAAAACGGAAAGGAUAUACUCUAGCUUAAGGAAAGGUGGAAAACCGAAGAAGAAGAAAAAUUAGCCGCGCCUAUCUGUGUAUGUAAAUCUAACGUUUUUUGAGGUUAAGCAAACAAAUCUGUCUAGGGUAUAUUUUUAGCAAAGAUGAGCGAGACGAAAGGAGAGCAAGAGAAGGGAAAUACCAAUUUUUCCAAUUAGUCAGAAUCAAUGCUUCUUUCGUUUUUUGGGUAAAAAUUGAGAGAUAGACUUGGUCGGUUAAUAGUAAUUAUUAUUUACACUAGAAACUGCUCCGUAGCUGGAUCUAUAUAUUCGGACUAAAGCGAAACACACAAAGUAACGCCGGAAAAAUGGCCACGCGUUCGCGCCAGCUAUUGAGGGAACAGUAGGGAAGAAAAACAUUACGUUUAGUUGUUAUGUAAGUUUAGAUAAUCUAACUUUCUUUUAAAAUCUGGAAAACAAAAAACACAAACAAAUUCGAAGAUACGUUAACCCGUUUUGUACCAUUAGCACUAUCAUUUGCCAAAAACGAAACUUUUCCAACUUAUUUUUUAUUCUGAACCUGCAUUCAUCGAUGCUCUUUCGGGAUGAGGCUUCCUUCCGGAAGAGAGUCGCUAUCGUUUUUGUACUAUUAUUUUGUAAAAUAUGCGAAAAACCAUAACUAAUGCUAUUCUAUUUUCCAAAGUGAACCGAUGAGAUUUGAAAUCGAAAACACACUCACACACAUACAUGGAUUGCAUACAUACAUUGAUAAAAAGUUACGCUGAGAUGUGUUAGAAAAAGAAAACCUAUGAAACAAAACCACAACCAAUGAGUGUAUGAGCAAAGUUCUAAGCUACGAGAAUCAAUUUGUAUGAGACAUUGAAUUACUAAAACACAAACUUGCAUAAAAUAGAACCAACAGCACCCUUGCAUGCAUGCAUAAAAUGGUGCAUCGGUGUGGCAAAACUGGUACGACGAUGGCGUAGGAAGCAAGAGCAAAACAAAAAUUAACCUAUUUUUAUCAGUAAAAUUUUGUAUUCAGUCACCACGAUAACUGGAAGCAUACAAAAUCCGAUCAUUCUCAUAAAUUGCAAAAAAACAGCAUCAGAACAACAGACGUGAAAAAAAGAAGACAAACAACUUGGUAGGCAAGGAAACCUAGGUAUGCAAAAUGUUGUGCAGUGAUCUAAAAUUCCAAACUAGUGAACAGCAAAUCAUCAGAGGAAACAAUGUGUAAUAAAUGAAAAACUGAAAACUGAAAA